Messenger RNA from Tachysurus fulvidraco (yellow catfish), 1259 nucleotides. It is a transcript of the gene slc35g1, whose product is annotated as solute carrier family 35 member G1. Lineage: Eukaryota; Metazoa; Chordata; Actinopteri; Siluriformes; Bagridae. The record is from RefSeq and is a predicted model, not a curated record. The transcript has 3 exons. Gene Ontology annotation, biological process: regulation of cytosolic calcium ion concentration; calcium ion export across plasma membrane. Bases 115 to 1203 code for a protein of 362 amino acids. Gene Ontology annotation, cellular component: endoplasmic reticulum membrane; plasma membrane.
GUAAAACGUGGCGUUGGCAGUCAGCGUGCACAAGGUUAAUGAUUAAGUUGUGCUGCUUAGGGAACAGUGUGACGGCGGACGUUACCGAGAUAUGAGCAACAGGUGCAUCUCGAUAUGGACGGUUUGGGACACAGGAAUAGCAGAGAAGGAAACGAGGAUGAUGGAGGAGACACGGUUUCAUCCGUUGUCCCGUAUAGAGAGGAGGACGAAGGGUUUAUAAAAGUGUCCGGUGAUGUGGAAGAGAAUGAAGAGGAGGACAAGGAGACAGGAGCAGGUCAGACAGAGAAGAAAGCAUGUUCUGGCCUGGGCCUCGUCUACACUCUCCUCGCCUCCCUCUUCUUUUCCGUCGCUUCUCUACUCGUGAAGAAACUCGACGGAAUUCAUGCCGUGGAAAUCAGCGCCAUUCGCUGCUUUUUCCAGAUGCUGUUCGUCAUGCCAGCCAUGAUCUACUACAAAAUCGACUUCCUGGGUCCCCAAGGCAUGCGAGUGUACCUGUUUCUCCGAGGUUUCCUCGGAUCGAACGCUAUGAUCCUGCUGUACUACGCUGUGCUCCAGAUGCCCCUGGCUGAUGCCACCGUCAUCACAUUCAGCAACCCCGUCUUCACGUCCUUGCUGGCUUGGGUCUUCCUGAAGGAGCGCUGCACUCUAUGGGACGUCGUAUUCACCAUGUUCACCCUCACCGGAGUCGUCCUGAUAGCGCGGCCGCCCUUCCUCUUCGGCCGCGAGUUCUCUGGCUUCGAGAGCAACUACGGCAACCACGUAAAGGGCACCAUAGCUGCCUUUUCCAGCGCCAUUGCGGCAGCAUGCACCAUGGUCAUCUUGAGGAAGAUGGGCAAGAACGUACAUUACUACCUCGCCGUCUGGUAUUACGCUCUCCUGGGUUUCAUAGAGUGUAUCGUAGUGUUGUUCGUCAUAGACGAGUGGGCCUUACCGUCGUGCGGCUGGGACAGGUGGAACCUGGUGGCCAUCGGGGUCCUGGGCAUUUGUGGCCAGACCUUCCUAACCAAAGCACUGCAGGUGGAGAAAGCCGGUCCUGUGGCUCUCAUGAGGACAAUGGAUGUGGUGCUGGCCUUCAUUCUGCAAUUCCUCUUCCUUAAUCGCACGCCCACUUGGUGGAGCGUCGGAGGAGCGCUGUGCGUCAUUAGCAGCACCACCGGAGUGGCGAUCAGGAAGUGGUUCGACAGUACAAGGCAGAGAACCUGAGUACAAACGAAUUUCACAUUUUAUUCCAGGUCUUUAAUAAAUAGUCAGCAAAUAUG